Molecule: messenger RNA, 453 nt
Organism: Gongylonema pulchrum
Lineage: Eukaryota; Metazoa; Nematoda; Chromadorea; Rhabditida; Gongylonematidae
Source: the annotation of a GenBank genome assembly
GUUAAUGAUACAAUAGUCCAUAUAAUGUUUAAGGUGCGUGUUCUGGGAAAUGUACACCAUCAUACCGUACAGUGUGUAUUAAUGAUAAAUAUGUUCAACGAAAAGAUAUUUUUAUUCUUGUGGUUUUGGUAUUUUAUGGUAUCAAUUGUAAGUAUGUUCUCCAUGGGUCACUGGAUGCUCAUAUCAUUUCUACCGGGACAGCAUAUGAAAUUUAUUCGAAAAUAUCUGAAAGCGACGGAUCUCGCAACGGACCGGCAAUCUGUCAAAAAAUUUGUGCACAAAUUUCUCGGGUACGAUGGUGUGUUCUGCAUGAGGAUGAUAAGUGCCCAUGCGGGCGACAUCAUGGCUACUGAACUUAUCGUCGCUCUGUGGCAUAAUUUUAACGACAGGCGAGUUGAUGCUAAAUUUGCCAUUGUUAGAGUAUUUUCUGCAUGCAUUCGAUACGCAUUAUGA